AUGCAGGGAAGCAAGAAGUGCACAGAUGGGUUCAGCGACUCCUCCAGCAUCGGCAGUGUGCUGGAUGAUGCAGACAGGGAGGUGAGCAGCCUCACAGACCGGGCCUUUCGGAGCUUGUGCAUCUCAGAGGACACAUCCUUCCACGACUCCGAUCUGGCCCUGUCCCCGGACAUCAACCGCCAGGUGUUUGGGACUUUUCACCAGGGAACAGUAAGCCACACCCACAGGAAAAGUGGCAUUUGGAGCCAGCUACCAUCGCAAGGCACAGAGCAUGCAGGCUGGGCGGCCACCUUCCAACAGCUCCCCAAGUACGUUCAAGGGGAGGAAAAAUAUCCCAAAAGCAGUCCCCCGCUGACACCAGCCCAGAGGAGACUGGAGGUGCCAGUUUCUGGCCUGAGGAGCAGCAACAAGCCUAUCUCCAAAGUAUCAUCAUUAAUUAAAUCUUUCGACAGGACUGAGAGCCAAUGUUGUGACAACAGGCCUCCUACUAGCAAGCCCCCAGCUCUGAAAAAUCCCCCCAAAUUUGCUCCUCUCCCAGAAAGCAGUGUCAACUUCUGUUUUGAUUCUGCUUUUUUGACAGUCAGGAGAGUGCCUGCCGAAGUCUCCAACAUCCAUCAGAACAGCCACCAGCCCGGCAGGAAGCAUGAUGAACAGGAGUGUCCCAAAAACCCUGAAGUGGCCUGUCACAGCUCCAGCAGCUUCCUCCCCACACCUGACAAUGUGGCCAAUUUAUCUGAGUUGCAGCUCCCCUCCCCACCCCACAAGCCAGCCGAGGGGCAGCCUGGGAGAGGCAAGGAGUGGGCGCAGAAAGGCGCCUUUCUGCACAGUGAAAAUAGUGCUUUUGAGUCGUGGAACGCCCACCAACCAAAGCUGCUAGAGAGAAAGGACACUGCUGAAACCAUCCCAGAAAGCAAAGCUCCCAAACAUUAUGAGGACAUGCCCUUGCUAAGAGAACCCCAUCCUCCUGAGCGUAUAGUCUCUCCCUGCCAAGUCCGGGCCAGCUGCUGUCAGGAAGAAAACAGACUGGCAGCAGGGGCUCUGUCCACAUCUGGACCCUGGGGAUCUAGGGAUCCCGGAACCCAGGUAUUCACUGGGGAGGGAAAAGCUUCCAGCUCACAGCUUGAGCCUCAGGUGAAGUCAACGCAACCCCCAUGGAGAAAACCAAAGACUAGCAAAGGAGGAAAAGAAAAUCUACAAGAUGCUUCGCAAGAAAGACCAGCCAACAGGAGAGGCCUACCUUUGUAUACAAAGCACAACCCCCAGGGUCAAUUUCCAGAAAAUGAUGCUCUGGACAUGCCUGUGGAUCCUCGUGAGCAUUACAAUCCUCCUUUUAACAUCAGUAAACUCUUGACACCCAUAAUACCCACCAAGCAUGCCCUGGAGUCAUCAGACAGACAGCCCAGGGACAUAACCCCAUCCCCUCCAGGACAGCUAAAUGGAUACCAAGAGAAGGAGCCCGACGAAUGUCAGUCGCGAGACAGCUACAAGUCCAAAGCCCCCAGCCUGCUGUUCAACCUCAAGGAUGUGCGGAAGCGCGUUAAGAGCACAUACAGUUCCUCGCCUCUCUUGAAAGGCCUCGAUGAGAAAACCAGAGGUAAGGCAGACCACAAGCAAGAACCCAUGAGCAAUGGCAUCGUCCUUCCCAACAGGCUUGAGGAAAGCCCCCCAAAUCAGCUUUCCACGGAGAGACCAGCUGAUGCACCUCCUGCAUUGCAUAUCAGUACCCAGAAGGACCCUUCGGAUGACCCCAGUGAGUCCUCUGCGGACAGCUACCCAACCCUUAGCUCACCUCCGGCUAUCGCCAAGGUCCCCCUCUGUGUCAACAGGGAGGCCACUGAAAGGAGCAGUCACGAAAAGGAGGACGCCAACCGAGAGUUGGAGAUGGUCCCCGCCAGGUCCAGCUGGUGUCCAGACUCCGGGGAACCCCGCCCCAGGAAGCACCUAUCCCUGAAGCUCUGCGAUAGGGAGGCUGAGGCUGAAAAGGGUGCAGAGACGGCGAAGACCCACCAGCUAGAGAACGGGCCCUGGAGAUCCAUCUCCCUAGAGACAGAACCUGAGAGAGAGGCAGGACUACAGAACACACACUCGAACCAGAAAUUGUCCCCAGGGCCCCUGUCUCCUGAGGAGGAGGAUGUGUUUUACAGCGACAGCCAGUCUGAUUUUACGCCGGCCCUCCAAAGUAAGGCCAAGUUCAGCACCAGCUCUUCAGAUCAGUCCUUUGCCUCAUUCGACGAUCAGCAGAAGACAUGGUUUACCGAGAGCCAGCAGGAAGACAGGAGGAAGGACAUGAGUGCAGGUGACAGUCAGAAGGACGGGAAGGAAGACGUGGUGGGGAAAGAGGAGCCACAGUACUGUGCCUUAAGUAACGGGCACAUGUGCGUGGAAGACCACAGCAAGAGGGGAGCGCUGCAAAGAGAAGGGGAAACUUUUCCUGCUGGAAGACUCAGAAAGGAGGCAUGGAGUGAGGAAGCUAAUUUCAGAGGCUCUUGGGUUGGGGGAAGUGAGGAUACAGCCCUGUCACAUGCCAAAGACCUUACCCCCCCACCAGCUUCUGCUACGAACAAGCACAUACUGUUUACUAUUAAGGACAACACUCUCCGAGCUACCCCUGUAAUAAAACCUAUCAUGCUGCCUCUCCUGAGGACCAUGUCCUCAGAGGACCCGCUGGGCAGCAGUCACAAAGAGGAGGAAUCGCCAAGGCCAGGAUGGGGCGAGGCUGCUGCUCUCUGUGCCCCCAAGAGCCAGGAAAUGACUGGCACCCCAACACCAGCAAACACAUGGGGCACACACUUGAAGCAGGUGGCCUAUGAAGUCACGGAGGACCCUGGGCAAGUGUCCAGCACGGCCAGGAUGGAGGCCUUCCAGCCAGCCCCGACGGAGAAUCUCCCAUCUCCAUCACUGGUGGGAGGGGGGGAUGGGAUGAAGCUCCCCCCAGAGGCAGCCCAUAAAGUCGGGAGGAGGGACGGCCAGAGCAGUUCCACAGACUCCAGCAAGCUGGGGGCUCGGUGGCACAUCCCCACCAUCACUUUACCCGAGGGCGACUUAGAAGACCAGCCAACCCCCCAGCAGCUUGGAACCUGCUGGGAAGAGCAAGCACAGGAUUUCAAAAGUCACUUUCUGUCUACACCCAGAACAAGGCCCCCCUGGAGAAAACUGGUCCCAGGAGAUGUGGCGAAUUCCCCCAACCCCAGCUCCCUGGGGGACAGCAGCGCCUGCUCCCCAGCCGCCAGCAGCGUGUGGGACGACGCUUCCCAGGCCCCCUGCGACCCGGGGCUGCUGCCCGAGGAGCCUCCCAGCGCCAGCCCCUGGGCCAGCCCCGGCCCUGCUAGAGUCACCCGGCGGGAGGAUGUGACACACCCCCUGGUGUGGGAGGCAGGUGCCGACCCCCAGCCCGAGCCAUGGACAGACCACCCCCGGACACUCUCCCCGAGAGGCUCGUGGCUGGACGUGGCCCCCAGCUCGGCAGGCCCCCCUGAGACACCGGAGCCCCCUGCUCAGCUGGAGAGGGCGGCCGGCAAGCCCCCCGCAGUCCCACCCAAGACGGAGAAGGCCCUGCGGCGGGCCAAGAAGCUGGCAAGCAAGAGGAGAACGGCCGACCAGGCUCAGGAGAAGCCCGGCGAGCCCCGGGAGGCGCAGCCCUGGCCGGGGGACCCGGAGCGCACGGAGCGCACGGAGCGCACGGAGCGCAGGCCGCCGUCCCCCGGAGAGAGGCCCCGCGCCGCCUUCCCCGCGGUCCGGUCCCUGCCCCCUCCCGCGCACCGCCACUCCGUGUCCGGCUUCUUUUCCGAGGCUGCCGGGCGGCGGCCCGGGGGUCCCCAAGCCCUCACACCCCUGCCCCCUUACCCUGCCACCCAGAAGGUCCUCCAGGAUCCCCAGUCUGGAGAGUACUUUGUCUUCGACUUGCCGCUGCAGGUGAAAAUCAAGACCUUCUAUGACCCAGAGACCGGCAAGUACGUCAAGGUCUCGGUCCCAUCCUCCCAGGGGGGCUCCCCGGAGCCGCCCCCGCCGGACGCCCCCGCGGCUCCCUAUGUGCUGUAUGCCGGCUGCCGGCCCGUGCCCGUGACGACCCUGAUGCCGCUGCGCUGCUCCUCGCAGCUCAGCGCUCCCACCUUCCUAAGGCAGGGCCCGCGACCCCCCACGGCCAGGCCCCAGAGCGCCCACGAGGCUGGACUGCAGCCGGCCCCGGGGCCUCAGGGCGACUCCACCUGGCACUCUGCAGGCCAGCGCCCCCUCGGGCAUCCCCCGAGCCGGGAAGACCAGGGCGCAGAAGCUCCGGGCCUGGGCAUCACCUCCACCGACGACCUGGAGGACUUUGCCACAGAAGGCAUUUCUUGA
Messenger RNA from Galeopterus variegatus (Sunda flying lemur), 4335 nucleotides. Its product is annotated as chromosome unknown open reading frame, human C10orf71. The coding region runs from base 1 to 4335 and encodes 1444 amino acids. Gene Ontology annotation, cellular component: Z disc. NCBI's taxonomy places the organism in Eukaryota, Metazoa, Chordata, Mammalia, Dermoptera, Cynocephalidae. The transcript has a single exon. Gene Ontology annotation, biological process: positive regulation of calcineurin-NFAT signaling cascade. The record is from RefSeq and is a predicted model, not a curated record.